Ipomoea nil (Japanese morning glory) is the source of this 1093-nucleotide messenger RNA. RefSeq names its product gamma-interferon-inducible lysosomal thiol reductase-like. The transcript has 5 exons. Bases 213 to 923 code for a protein of 236 amino acids. Gene Ontology annotation, molecular function: oxidoreductase activity, acting on a sulfur group of donors, disulfide as acceptor. NCBI's taxonomy places the organism in Eukaryota, Viridiplantae, Streptophyta, Magnoliopsida, Solanales, Convolvulaceae. The record is from RefSeq and is a predicted model, not a curated record.
UUCAAAUUAUAGCUGUCGUCCUUAAAGGCUAGACUGGUAGAGCCAACUGAAGAGUCCAAAAAGUGGAAUAAGAAGAACAAAAACCGGAUAAAGAGAAGUGGAAAAGCACCUGUUACUUUUUGGGUAUGCAUCAUGAGGGCAUAUAUUGCAUACAUAAACUGUAACUUCAAAGCACUACAGGAAUACAGGACCCAACUACAAGCUAGUGAGAAAUGGCUUCUCCUAGCCAAAUCUGCAGAAUCACUUUUGCUUGCUUCUUUAUCUCAUGCUUCAUUAUCUUUCAAUGCCAUAGUUCUUCAUCAGAUUUCGACGACAGGGUUAGCGUGUCGUUGUACUAUGAAUCGUUGUGUCCAUACUGCGCAAACUUCAUUGUGAAUCAGCUGGUGAAGUUGUUUGUCACAGAUCUUGGGUCCAUUGUCAAUCUCAGGCUCAUCCCCUGGGGAAACACCCAAACAGCACCUAACAACGCCUGGGUUUGCCAGCAUGGGCCUGAUGAGUGUCUGUUGGAUGUAGUCCAAGCAUGUGCCAUUAAUGUGUGGCCUAAUCUGGAGAUGCAUUUCAGGUUGGUAUAUUGCAUAGAGCGUUUGCAGCUGGAGAACAGGCAUGGGGAGUGGAAUUCUUGCUUUGCUGCAACUGGAUUGAGUGAAUUGCCGGUUAGGGAUUGCUUCAAUAAUGGAGUUGGAAUCCGGAUAGAACAGGGAUAUGGUGAUGAGACAGCUAGUCUAAACCCCCCACACAGGUUUGUCCCAUGGGUUUUGGUGAAUAAUCAGCCUCUUCAAGAAGAUUAUGACAACUUUGAAGCCUAUAUCUGCAGAGCUUAUAGGGGAAACAGAAUUCCCCAGGCUUGCCAGUCACUACCAGUUGAAGCCAAUAUGAUGGUGAAGACAUCAAGUAACACCCCUCAAGUUUGUUUUCGAGAAUAACCCGAAACUACAAUAGAUGUGUGGCUCCAUAAGACUCGAAUUCGACUACUUUUUGCAAUCUGAAUGUUCAUGAGAUCAGAUGAAUGUGAAGUGCAGUCUGUAAUGCAAUGUAAGAAUAUGAAAAAUUAUCCCCAGGCCAGAUUGAUUGAUCUCAAGUUAUGAAGCUGCUC